Molecule: messenger RNA, 432 nt
Organism: Fomitiporia mediterranea MF3/22
Lineage: Eukaryota; Fungi; Basidiomycota; Agaricomycetes; Hymenochaetales; Hymenochaetaceae
Exons: 3
Coding region: 1-432 (143 amino acids)
Source: RefSeq, a predicted model, not a curated record
AUGUCUGGCAGAGAGACUAUUGAGCGAUGCUUGCGAGAUUCAUCUGUACGCUCAGCUAUUGAGAAUGUUGGAUGCUCGAUUGAAAUCAAGGAGGUUGUAGACGUUGUCGGAGCACCGCCAACCAAAUAUGUUGUCAAAAUGCUGAGACCAGAGGGGUCCAGUGGGCUUGCAACCAGAGCCAACCAAGUACUCUCAGGAUCUAAGAGAACUAUAAAGAAGAUUGAGAUACAAGCAGAUGAGCAUGGAAAUGUCCCACUGAAUGAAACUUGGCAGACAUUUCUUGACGGAUUCCUCCCAGCAAUGAACUCAAGAGAGGUUCGCCAAAUGGACGAAAAGAUUAGGAAAAAGAAACUCGCACAAGAAAAGGCAGAAAGGGAACAGAGAGAAAGAGAUCAGGCAGGUCCAUCAUCAAGCCGCCAUUCAGCUCGUUGA